CAAAAUAUCUCAACACAUCUAUAUUUCUUCAUCUGGAAAGUAAUUUAUGUUCUAUAACUGUCAUUUAUAUACCUAAAACUGUACACAAGUAUUAGACCUAUAAAUAGGAUGUUUUGGACACUUCAAUGUAAACGAUUCAGAGUAAAAGACUGUAUUUGAACUUUCGACAGUGUUUGAUUAUAAAUAAUUAUAUUAUUUUUAAGAAUUUUCCCAAUAAGUGAUUGAAAGAGUACUGAAAGAAUGAAUGUGAGACACGCAAUUGUAUUGAUCGUUGGAGGAGGAAGCGGUAUCGGUUGCACCUGUGCUGAACAGUUUUUGAGUUCCAAGGCUGAGUUCGUGGGAAUUUUGGAUUUACCAAACUCAAAUGGAAGAGUCGUAGCAGAUACAUUGGGCAUUCAGUAUGGUGCACACCGUGUGGAUUUCUUCGUCUGUGAUGUCACGAACGAUGAGCAAGUAAAUUCGAUCUUUCAAAGGAUCACACAAUUGUUAGGGAGUUUCGAUAUUCUCAUCAAUAGCGCAGGAGUUUUGACCAAUGGAGAAGAUUGGCACCGCAUGAUAGAUGUGAAUGUCACUGGACUCAUACGUACGACUUUAAAGGCCAUCGAUAUAAUGGGUAAACACAAAGGUGGUAAAGGUGGUACAAUAGUAAAUAUUUCCUCCAUAGCUGGUCUCAUACCUGUAGUUUAUUAUCCAAUUUAUGCUGCAACGAAACAUGCCAUCGUUGGACUCACCAAUAGUUUAGCGCUCAGUUACAACGAAACUGGCGUUCGUAUGAUGCUGAUGUGCCCUGGCCGUACACACACUCCUUUAAUAUCAAAUUUGUACAACUUUGAAAAUCCACAUUUAAAUUUCAUUAAUGUUAAUAGAGCGUUGAUGUGUUUAAGAACAGCGGGUAACCAACCGUAAGUAUUUUAAAAAAUAUGAAA
Bombus pascuorum is the source of this 926-nucleotide messenger RNA. Its product is annotated as 15-hydroxyprostaglandin dehydrogenase [NAD(+)]-like. Lineage: Eukaryota; Metazoa; Arthropoda; Insecta; Hymenoptera; Apidae. Bases 241 to 906 code for a protein of 221 amino acids. Gene Ontology annotation, cellular component: cytoplasm. The record is from RefSeq and is a predicted model, not a curated record. The transcript has 5 exons. Gene Ontology annotation, molecular function: oxidoreductase activity, acting on the CH-OH group of donors, NAD or NADP as acceptor.